GCCAAGGGAGACUCCCGACACAUGACCCGGUGCGUAUCCGCUCUACCUGUGGCGGGCUCCAAGUGCAACAGGUGGUUGUGUCGCGCACACUUGCUUUGGAGCCACUUCUGCCACAGGGACGCCAAGCAGGAGUUACAACGGACUGACCACAUGCUGCCAUUGAAGAGGAAAGUGGAAGAGCGUGGCUCCGACGAAUUACUGGCAGUGAACAAUGGCUCCAUUAUGAGCCCACAGAACAAUCACAGCGACAACAACAAUGAUGCCAAAAAGGUGAAACUGGAACCAAGCAAGGCGAGCAAGCCAUCCCGUGUUGUGCACAUUAGGAACCUGCCAAGUGAUGCCACCGAGGCAGACAUAAUACAGUUAGGCAUGCCAUUUGGGAAAGUAACAAACAUCUUGCAGCUCAAGGGAAAGAAUCAGGCAUUUCUGGAAAUGGCUGACGAGACGGCAGCCAUGGGCAUGGUGGAUUAUUUUGGCAAAGCGUCACCUACCGUACGAGGGCGCGUCGUCUACGUUCAGUACUCGAACCAUCGAGAGCUCAAGACCGAGAGCAUGCAUCCCAAUUCUCUGGCGGCCCAGGUGGCGCUCCAGGGAGCGGGCCAGCUGGGGGACUCCGGUGGGCCCAAUACGGUCUUGAGGGUCAUCAUCGAUAACCAGAUCUACCCAGUUUCCCUCGACCUUCUGCACAGUAUCUUCAGCCGAGCGGGGAAAGUGCUCAAGAUAGUGACCUUUACUAAGAAUAACACUUUUCAAGCGUUGAUCCAGUUCUGUGACAUGAUGGGUGCCCAGGCUGCCAAGCUGGCACUGGAUGGGCAGAACAUCUACAAUGCGUGCUGCACAUUGCGCAUUGAGUAUUCAAAACUAAACAACCUCAACGUCAAGUACAACAAUGAUAAGAGCAGGGACUUCACCAACCCAAGCCUUCCUACCGGUGACCCCACGCUCGACAAUCUGGGUCUAGCAGGGAUGCUGGCGUCCCCAUUUGCUGGUACUCCAGGGCUUGGGGCACCCCUGACCGCUGCCUACUCUGCUAGUCCAACAGGAGCACUGCCUCUGGGCGGCUUCGCCUUGUCCCCCACUUCCCUGAGCAUGGCAGGUUUGCGACUGCCCAGUCAAGUGUGCGGACAGAGCUGCGUCCUCCUUGUGUCAAACCUCAAUGAGCAGACGGUCACGCCAGACGCUCUCUUUACCCUUUUUGGUGUCUACGGUGAUGUGAUCAGGGUGAAAAUCCUUUUCAACAAGAAGGACAGCGCUUUGAUUCAGAUGGCGGAACCUCCGCAGGCGCAGCUUGCUAUGACUCACCUGGACAAGAUCAAGGUGUCUGGAAAGCAGAUCCGGGUGACUGGCUCCAAGCACCACAUCGUGCAGCUGCCGAAAGAUGGGCAACCGGAUGCGGGUCUUACCAAAGAUUACAUCAUGUCUCCCCUGCACCGGUUUAAAAAGCCUGGUUCCAAGAACUACCAGAACAUCUACCCACCCUCCGCCACCCUCCACUUGUCAAAUAUUCCGCCAAGCGUCACGGAGGAGGAGAUUCGGGAUGCAUUUGUGCAGACGGGUGCAACGGUGGUGGCAUUCAAGUUCUUUCCGAAAGACAGAAAAAUGGCGCUGAUACAGUUGAGCUCUGUUGAAGAGGCAGUCACUGCUCUCAUAAAGAUGCACAACUACCAGCUGAGCGAAUCGAACCAUCUGAGGGUGUCAUUUUCCAAGUCAACAAUCUGACCGCCCUGGUGCUUCUUGUGGCUAUAUUUUUGUAAAAGUGACUGUAGUGUCAGUCUGCUCGUAACCGUGUUUCGGGAGCCUCUGUUUACACCCCACUCUUUUUUUCUUUCUUUUUUUUUCAUCACAUGGGUACUUCCAUGCCUAGCUCUUUUUCUCUCUCGUUUUUAGUAUGUGUAAUGCCAUGUACAUAAGCGACAAUAUGAGGACCAAACCGUGAGCAUUGGAUAUUGAUUGAUUGAUUGCUGCAUUCCAUGUGGGUUUUUAUUUCUUUCUUUAUUUUUGUGAUGGAAGUUUAAGGCAGCUUUCUUCCUUUUUCUUUUUUCCUCCCCCGAAGACUAAAAACCCGAGUUGCAGGAAUGCUGCCCUCGUAAGUGGGAGAGUACAGUUGUGGAGAACUGUUGUGCGGUUUUUGAGGGAAGUUUUCUGCCAGAGCAUUUUAAUUGGUGGCCCAUUUGUGUGAAUCAUUAGUCUCUGCCGUGCAAGACAGCCGUUCACAAGGUCGCCCGUCCAUUCGCUUGAGUGCAGUUCGUUGUGCAUUUUUUUUUUUUUUCAGCUACAGACUGUUUAUAGAAAAGCCCCACAGGAGCCAUAGAGGGUUUAGCGGGUUCCGUAAUUUGCUACGGAUGGCACCAAGACAUGACUCCUACACAAAAGUAAUGCCAUAAUUCACAUUGAAAGAUCAUUUGGUUUGGUCACUGCAGUGCAUCGUGGACGUCUGCAGGUUUAAUGUUGCAAAACUUGGGAAAAUGGAUCGUGAAGCCCAAUAUCCUACAACAGGCUAAACAUAAAAGUUCUUCCUAUUUGGUACACUGCGGUGCUACAUGGUUUGUUUCAACUGAUCACACAACUCAGUGAGGCCUUGUUGUACUGCUGUGGUUGAAGCUACCCAAACAUUGUAGUCUAUCAGAAUCAUUGAAAAGCUGUUCUCAAUGUCUGAAAUAUUGCAUUGUAUUCCUGUUCUUUCUCUCUCUCUCUCUCUCUUUCUGAGCUUGUAAAGCCAAUAUGACUUUAGCGAGACUGACUUCAUCUGUUCAAAUGGAGCAUUGAAAAUGUCAUAUGUCAUAGGCUGGUUCGGCAUAUAUUGUUGAAGGUUGUUGGAUUAUAUACUGGAACAGUGCAAUGCUGCUGGACAGUGCUUGAAAUGAAGUUUUGGGACGUCGGCAUGGAAUUAAUUGCAGGGGGACACGCAAAAUCUUGCACUCACUUUGCCUCUAAAUGGUCUAUGUGGUACAACAGGUUCCGCGUAUUUUAAUUGUCAGUGUGUAUACAAGAAGCAUUCCAGCUUUUAAUCUCUGAGAGCAAAGGUUUUUUUGAGCCACCACAUAAAAUAAUCAAUCUCCCCUUUUGGAGCAAUGUUAGCAGGAGCUUAAAGAGUGGAUUUACCUCUGCCAAGUGUAUCGGGCAGUACACAAACUGCUGUGGCACACACACUGUGCCAGUGCCUGAAAGGUAACCGACUACAUCUUAAAUGAUGCAAAGGGUACUCGACACGUAUGCAGGACUGAGGCGUGCUUUGUGCAAAUUACGAAUUGUGCCACUCUGGUUUCCUUGGAGCACGAAACUACCAGCUUGAGAAUUUCCUGUUCGAUGUUGAGUGAACUCAGUGGUACAGUGCUAAUGUUUACGGAACACGAGCGUGCUGUUACUCUGUCCCUCGGCAACACCCUCACUCACGGAGGACAAAAGUGGCCCGGAGGUUUCGACGCGGAGCUUAACUGGGUGAGCAUUUUCCAGAGAAAGACAGUCAACACCGCUCCGUGUUCCAUAAAGUUCCUUUCCUUUUUUUUUCUUUUUUUGUCUUUUGGUUCAGCACUGUACAUUGUGUUGGAAAGUUGUUCUGUAACUUUGGUAAGUUCUUGCCAUUGCGCACACUUGAGUACGAAGUGUGCCUUUUGUUUUCUCUUUCGUAUCAAGUGCUGCAAUUACAGUGGCAUCGGGUAUGUAUAAGCUUGUGCCUUGAGUGACGUUGGUGGCCGCCGAACAAACCACCCCUGCUACUGCACCAUUUCUACUUUCUGGAUUCAUAGCAUCUCUAUGUAACCUUCUGUGGCCACUCAAAGUAUGUGUGGACAUUGCUGGCAUAUCACUUUUUUUGUUUCUAUGUACCUCUCUGUUUCUACGGAUUAAAUGUGUCUAUUUCUGGA
Ornithodoros turicata is the source of this 3863-nucleotide messenger RNA. RefSeq names its product polypyrimidine tract-binding protein 2-like (gene heph). Gene Ontology annotation, molecular function: mRNA binding. The transcript is spliced from 18 exons. Gene Ontology annotation, biological process: regulation of RNA splicing; mRNA processing. The coding region runs from base 22 to 1719 and encodes 565 amino acids. Gene Ontology annotation, cellular component: nucleus. The record is from RefSeq and is a predicted model, not a curated record. Lineage: Eukaryota; Metazoa; Arthropoda; Arachnida; Ixodida; Argasidae.